AUGGCCUCCCUGAAUCCUUUUGUCCAUCCAAAGGAUCUGCGCCGACGAGCACAGGGCGAGGUCCUGGUGCACCGGAUCCGUCGCCCCCCACUACAGGAGGAGCCAUGGCAUCCGGUUCACCGUGCGUUCUGCCCUUCUCCAAGAAUGGAUCUACGCCGACGACCCCAUACUGCCCAAGGUCCAUUCUCCCACCAUGCUUCCACCACUAUCAAGGGUUAUGUGAAGACUUCAUUUAGUUUAAGGGAGCUGGUUCAGGCAAUUAACACAUGCGACUACGAUAUGUCUACGAGUGGACAUUAUUCCAAGAGAUCAAAGCAUUUGUUAGACUUAAUUUCUGUUCGUUUCGGGCUAUGCAUUGUCCCAGACUUUGUAAUAAGGAUAUGGUACAUCAUCAUCACCGAUGAAGAGGAGAAGGGGUUUAUCGUGUCAGGAAAGGUAAGGCAACAGAGAGCCUCAUGUUUUGUGAGCCAGAUGUUCCUCUUUAAGACCUGGAUGGGCAACCUGUUGCAAGUGCUCAAGGGGUGUUCAGAGCAUAUACUUCUCAAGGCCAACAUUGUGAUGCAUGUGUAG
Messenger RNA from Triticum turgidum subsp. durum (durum wheat), 570 nucleotides. NCBI's taxonomy places the organism in Eukaryota, Viridiplantae, Streptophyta, Magnoliopsida, Poales, Poaceae. The record is from the annotation of a GenBank genome assembly.